Messenger RNA from Diorhabda sublineata, 1728 nucleotides. RefSeq lists its product as uncharacterized. The transcript has 10 exons. The record is from RefSeq and is a predicted model, not a curated record. The coding region runs from base 416 to 1597 and encodes 393 amino acids. Lineage: Eukaryota; Metazoa; Arthropoda; Insecta; Coleoptera; Chrysomelidae. Gene Ontology annotation, molecular function: oxidoreductase activity.
GAACAUUUAAUCGCGUUAAAUUCUCAUUAUGACUGAUGUGAAACUGAGUCGAACUAUAACUGAAAGAAGAUUAAGGAGAAACCUUAUAGAUUACAGUCUGGCAACAUCUGUAUGACGUUACACACUUGAAAUUCAAACUAGAAGGUCAAGUAUGAUACAACUAAUAACUGGAGUUCAGUACAAUCUCAUUUUAAAUUCGCUCAUAUAAACGAUUACGUUGGUAUUGUUUGAAGUUUAUAUAUUGUUGCUACAUUCAUGGAAAAUCUUCGCUAAUUAUUUAUCAAACGUUUAUAGCAGUCUGCCAAUAUCUAUUUCAAACUCGAAAAUAAUACGAUUCCGGAACUGGAAGGUGACUAUAAAAUUUAAAUAAAUAAUAAGCGAAGAUUUGGAACUUUGAAAAUACUUAUCAUUAAACAUGUCAUCAGGAAUCAAAUUAUUAGUUGAAGCCAAGCCACUAUUUACAAGUUAUUGUAGGCGAAGGGCAGUAGGAUUGUUCCAUAAAAAAAUGUCGUCAUUAAAGACUGAAGAAAAGCCAAAAAUUACCCCAUUGGAAGAAUCUCGCCGAUUUAUGAUAGAUUGUUUCAAAGCAGUCGGCUGUAAUCAAAAUCACGCCGAAAUAAUAUCGGCAAAUUUAUUAGAAGCAGAUUAUAGAGGACACUAUAGCCAUGGAAUGAAUAGAUUGGAAAUGUAUAUUAAUGAUGUUAGGGGUGGUUUAACCCUUCCAAACGCUGUACCAACUAUUGAAAAAGAAACAGUAGCAACUGCUGUUGUUAAUGGAAAUAACGGAUUUGGAGCAGUGGUAGGACAAUAUUGUAUGGAUGUAGCAAUAGAGAAAGCCGCAAAAGCAGGUAUCGGUCUGGUUGUCUGCCAUCAUUCAAAUCAUUAUGGGAUAGCCGGGAUGUAUGCGUUGCAAGCUAUCAAGAAAGGAUACAUAGGAUUUAGUACUACGAAUACCUCACCUCUAAUGGUUCCAACCAGAGCAAAGCAGGCAGCGCUAGGAACAAAUCCAAUAGCUUUGGGAGUGCCAGCACUCAAUGGGGAUAGUUUUGUUUUGGAUAUGGCAACUACAGCGGUUGCUUUAGGAAAGAUAGAAAUAGCACGAAGAAAGAAUGUCCAAAUUCCUGAAAGCUGGGCAUUGAAUGAAGAGGGAAAAGUAGAAACUGAUCCAGACGUAGCGUACAAUGCAACUAGACUGCUUCCACUUGGAGGAGAGGAGCUCAAUUCCGGCUAUAAAGGAUAUGGAUUGGGCAUGUUUGUUGAAAUAUUUUCUGGAAUUCUAUCAGGUUCAACGUAUGGUCCAAACAUUAGACACUGGGCGAAUUACGAUAAAGAAGCUAAUUUAGGACAAUCAUUCCUGGCAAUUGAUCCAAAUGCGUUUGCUCCUGGUGUCGAACAUAGAAUGAGCGAUUUAAUGAAUCAUAUGAGAAAUAUGGAACCUGCGGAUCCUAAAUUACCUGUAUUAGCGCACGGCGAUCCUGAGAGGAUUCACAUGGAGAAAGUCCAUAGAGAUGGAGGACUAUGCUACGUUGAAAAUCAGCAUGAAACCAAUUUAAAGUUGGCUAAAGAAUUAAAUGUUUCUCCAAUGGUAUCUAAUUAAGAAAAUAUUUUACAGUUUUCAUCGAUGGAGAAUUUCAAUAACUUUUUUAUAUCGGAAAUUUGUAUGUAUUCUACCUUAAUUUUAUAGAUACGGAUAUAUCAAAUAUAUUCAAGGAAAAUUAGCAACCUUCA